UGCGUUUGUUUGUGUGUCGGCGAGUCCCGGCGGCGUAACCGGAGAAGGGCCUCACAGAGAGGGGAAUGCAGGACUGCAAUGGAGCACAAUGCAAUACAGUGGUUGGGUGCUCCCUCCUGCCAGCGAGGCAGUUACGCCUUCUACAAGUCGGUUAGCAACCGAGCUGAGCCCGACGGGCCCGUCCAGGUGUGGAAACUCGGCGAGUUUUACUUCAUCCGCUGUGGACCGCAGGAUCCUGUGUGCAUCGCCGAGGUGACCUUACUGUGGGAGGACCAGACCCGGCGCCACCUGCUGGCCAGUGCCAGACUCUACUUCCUGCCUGAGGACACACCGAAGGGCCGGACCAGGGAGCACGGAGAGGAUGAAGUUCUGGCGGUGUCCAGGAAGAUGGUGGUGCGGGUGGAGGACCUGGUGCGAUGGUCGUGUGCGCAGCCGGCAGGUUGGAGCAGCAGCCUGAAGGCGUUGGCGUGCGGGACCAACGGCCUCCACAAACCUCCGCAGAGCGGCGACGGCAGCAACGGCACGACGGACAAAAGCAGCGAGCCGCUCAAAGACAAAACUGAGAACGGCCCGGCGGAGCAUCACGCUGUCAAAGUCAUCAGCUACCCGCAGUACUGCCGCUUCCGCUCGCUGCAGCAGCGCAUCCAGGACGGAGCAAGGGGGUCUGCCCUGCAGGACCCCCACCUGCUGGCGCUGGGAGGCAUCAAGGUGACGCCCAACACCCGAGUCAUGUACUGCAGGGACACCUUCAACCACCCGACGCUGGAGAGCAGCUCCGGCUUCUCCUGGCAGUUCAGAUGUCCUUCUCUCAGUCUGCGAGGACGACCUCGUAAGAGGAGAGGCCGCGACAGCAAAGACUCGCCAAACUCCAGCCAGUCGGAGUCGUGGAUCGAGAGGAUGAAGGAGAACGUGAUGGGCAGCGUAGAGGUUGGCUGUGACAGCGGCUGGCUCCCUCACCCCGAGGAGCAGCUGUUCCUCGAUCAGCUGUUCGCCUUCAUGGACCGCCACGGAUCGCCGAUCCACAAAGUCCCGAACCUGGGCUUCAAGAAGAUCGACCUCUUCCUCAUGUACUCUGUGGUCAAACGGCUCGGGGGCUACAAAAAGGUGACGACAGACCGUCUGUGGAAAGUGGUUUACAACGAGCUGGGCGGAUGCCCCGGCAGCACCAGCGCUGCGACCUGCACCAGGAGACACUACGAGAGGCUGAUGCUUCCUUAUGAAGAACACCUCAGAGCGGGAGGAGCAGAGUUUAAAGUCCCAGAAUCCCCGGUGGUGCCGAAGCCCAGAGGCAUCAGAGGCAGGAGGCCGCAUCCCAGAGGCAAAAAGCCGGGACCCAGACCCCGGGAGAGGAAGGUGACCACACCACCUGCUGCUGCUGCUUCUCCCAACAUACGUGAUGACGUCGCAAACCCGAACGGCACCAUGGUGGCAAAGAGAGGUAGAGGCCGGCCGCCGGGCACACGAAACAAGGCCACGGUGCUCGCUCAGGCAAAGCUGCUGGCACUGCAGCAGGCGAAGGUCAAAGGCAGCGCGGUGGAGACGACGCAGCAACAGCUUCCAGCCGUGGGCCGCGGAGGAACUACCGCCAGCGGCGUGCACAGGCCGGCCAUCCUGCCCAUCACCAUGCCCCUCACCCCGGACCUCGCCCCCCUCGCCGGCCCCUUCAUCUCUUUCCAGCCCAAACCGAAGGAGGUGAAGACGGAGCGAGGGGAGUCUGUGGUUCCCGCCACGGGCGUGCUCCUCUCCGCGCUGCCGCGCCACUUCAUCGGAGGCUCUCUGAGCGGCUUCAGCCCCAUCAAAGGCUUGUGUCCUUCGGACGUGUUCAGGAGCCGGCUGGGCCUGCAGAGGGGCCCCGAGAGCCCUGCCCUGACGCCCCAGGACCCGAGCCAGCACCAUCCAACCAUCUACACCCCCCAGCCGAAGAGUGGGAGCCCAGACACCCCUCACCCGAUCGGGGAGCAGCCACAGCCCCACCCCCUCCAGCAGCACCACACCCAUUGCUCAGGGUGUAACAUGGACGAGGGGGGGCCGAGAGGAGGCGGGCGAGAGGCUAGAACCCGGCCCCCCAUGCCCCCCCUCCGAGUCCUUCCCGUGAACCUUGACUGCAGCGUUCAGGUGUGUCAGCUGAUGAGGACUCGUUGCUUGGGCCCGUCUCAGCUGCAGAUGUUCACGCGGUGCCUGUCCGAGGCGCUCUCCCAGGACCUGAAUGCCAAGCCCACCCCUCCCCCCGAGCAGGCGCUGCCCCUCAACCUCAGCAAACGGUUCACGCCGAAGAGACCCGCCGCGGAAGGGCCGGAGCCGAGCCGGGCCGUCGUCAAUGGGAAUGCCGAUCAGCUGCCGGCCAAGAGAGCGAGGACCGGCUUCACAGAGCCAGCUGAGGAAACACACUCCAGCUCCGCAGGAAGUGCAGCAGGAGGAGCGGCGGUGGUGGGAGGAGGAGGGCAGGUAGAGGUGGAGAUGAAGAACCAGGACGAACCCGCAGAUCUGAGCUCGCCCAGCAGGAUCAGGGCCUUCCUGCUCGGCCUGCCGCCCUUCAAAGUCAAACUGGAGGAGGAUCUGAAUGGCGUGCGGUUUGGGAAGUUCGUCCCUAAAGUCGAGAGCGGAGAGGCACCGCUAAAAGAUGUGAAGAAGGAGGACGAGGAGGAGGUGGCGGUAGAAAAGAUGGCGAUGGAAGGGAGAGACCGCGGAGACUGCUCCAGCCAUGGCGCCGCCAAUGCUGACACGCAGUGUUUUUAACCCCCUCCGCUCUGAUUUGUUGGAAGAUGCCCUAUCACGUCAGCGCCUGAACCCACGGGAGCGCGGAGCUUUCGUUUCUCCAUCUUCACCAACUUUUCCUCUUUGCGUUUUAGUUUUUUUUCCACUCACGUCGUCGGUCGAACUCUGCGGAGGAACGACGGCUCAUGACAAUCACGCAUCUCACCGGAGACGAGACACGGACUCCGACACACACUGCCAUAACCUCCAUAACACUACGAUUAACUCCACCGUCAGAGAUCCACAAAGUUAGAAUCAGUAUCUAUCUAUGGGUGAUGCUAUGCAUCGGGACUUCAUUAACUAGCAUUAAGAGUGUACUGUAGUUUGUAGCUUUUAAAUUGUACUCUACGUCUGUAGAGACAGAGUUAUUUUCUGAUAAGGUGUUUAGAUGUUACGUGAGCAAAAGAAAAAAGAAGCAGCUCCUCUCAGUCUUCACGUUAUAGCUCGUUAAGUGAAGCGUUUAUAGUCCUGUUCGUUAGCUCUAAUGAUGUAAACUUUUACACACACGUGCCUUAAAUCGGCCUGCGAGCUGCUUCGUCGCCGGCUUCAAACACAUUCUAAAGAGAUACCUUGAUGUUGGACCUGCUCAGCUUCCCUCAGCUCUCUUGUAGGGCUGCUUCCAGGCCUGAGAAAAAAUUGGCGUUUUAAUGUUUCUCAGAGUUCGUUAAGCUCGUAACGAUUGUGCGGACCCUCCUCCUCCACCUCAUUGGUUUCCUUAUAAAACCCUCAGCAUCACUACCAGCCUUCACAUUAGAGCUCGUACCAAACUCGUAGCCCAAGCAUUCAGACUACCUCAGGUUCUUUUAUAGUUUCUCGCCUGCUUCAUAUGUUCAAGGGGAGUAUCCCAGCAUGCAUUAGGGUAGGAGGCCAGUCCAUAAAUGCACAUAGAUGGAUGCCAAGCAUGUGGUGUUAAACCGAGGCUCAUCAGACAUCAUUAAAACACGUCUUCUCCCCAACUCCUACAAACUGGAUUUGUUAGGAACUACUUUUAGUGGCGGAUUGAUCCGUAUAUAGGGGUGUUUAGGGCAGCGUGAUAUUGACACCUGCACUUUCUGAAACAUUGACUGAGGUGAGAUCAGAAAGUUCCAGCACAGCUGCUCGGGAGACAGGCUUCGGCUGACCUCCAGCGUCCUGCAUUGAUUUUUCAGCUUUUUUUCAAUUUCUCAAAGUGGACAAACUCAGACGGAGGGAUCUGAGGGAGGGGUUCAGGAGGUGAGCAAAGAUUAUGAAUCACCUGGCGCAGGUGAGGGAUAAAUUCACGGUUUACAACUUGAUGAAUGUGGAGAACAUGACAGACCUCACCUGCUGAGCCUCUCAGGAACUCUGGAGUCUUCGUCUGGUUCGUAGAGCGAACGCUCGCCAUCCGUGAUGGACCUCUCAGAGAAGAGGAUCUUUAAUGUGAAAUCAGACGAAUUCAAACCAGGUUUCCGGUCCUUUGACGGGCCAAUAUCUGGGACUUUCUGAUCACCUUAUCGCGGUUUCCUGUGGCUUCACGAGCUCUCGAGUCGUCUCCAUCCAGACCUCAUUACAUCUCGUUUUGAGAGCGGCUCUGUCCUUUGCAGGAGCGGUGAGACUAUUCUGCACCGCUCUCCGAUACCACAGUCGUGGACUUUUAAGUGUCGGACCUGUUAGUUUGGUUUCUGUUUGAUUCAGUCGUGUUUAGGAAAAAGCUCCACCAAAGACUGUGAAACGGAUCCUUCAUCACUUCAUCAUCAUUAUCCUGUCAUUUAAAGUGCGUACAUAAAACCCAACCCCCUAAAACCCAACAAACAUCAAGGUAUCCCUUUAAGUCGCCUUUUCCUGUUUGUUUUCUGCCACAGACGUUGGUUCAGAUUUGCACACCUACUGUACACACUCGCUUUUCCUCGUUUCUUUUCUUCCUACCCGAGUAGUCGAAUCAACUACGACACCGAAAUUAAGUGGUGCUGUUUGCUUAGUUUUGUUGCCAUAUUAUUGUUGUUAUUAUUGUUAUUGUUGUUGUUCUUUUCAUCGCCAUCACGCGUAUAGAGGAAAAGUUCCUCGUAGCCGACCUAAUUUUCCUGAGAAUUUUAAGAAAGUAUAUUUUAAUUAAAAGAAACCGUGGCUUGUUUAUGAAAAUAUGUGCAGGAUUUUUUCCUCCUGAUUUAUUCGACUGUUGGCUUCAUGUGAGGCAAAUCGUUUGUGAAUGAGUACGUGAGUAGAGAUGUAUACACUCAGUCGGUCGUAGCUGGGCAGACGCACCAAAGUACUCGACCGGGACUUUUCCGUAACCUCUGUCGGAGUUUUAGGACUUCAGGAUUUUCUUCUUCACUCGUGGGGAAAAUGAGCAGUAACCAGGAGACGAUGGUGAAUACCGGUAAAUACAAAGUCAUAUUCCCCUUCAUGCAGUAACAACAGUGAGAACAGGGUAACUACUGUACAUAAUGGCUCUGCUUCUUCCUGUCAGUACACCUUUAUUUAUUGUAGGUGAGGCGCUUCAGAGGGAACGAGUUCAUACAACCUCCAAACGUUUCCAAAAAACGCAUGUACUCUCAGUUUUAUCGUCCUGCAGACGCAGUGUGUCUUUUCAGGCUUUACACUCGAUUUUACACAAGAAAUGUGACAGAAGUGGUUGUGUGAAAGUUUUCCACCUGCACCUUUAGCUUUUGGCGAGCUGUACCGCUUACUUUAACGCACAACUUAGGACUUUAUCAAAGGGGGACCGAUUCUGCUCAUUUCCAGCUCUUUAUUUUUAUUCUUCAACUCUACCAGAGCAGCUUUGCAUGACUCAUAGCUCAAAAUAAUCCUUAUUUUUAUUAAACUGGGCUUUAACUUUAUCUUAUGUCUAAAACAAGCUGUUUUAGCUCCAGUGUCUUUAAGGAAACCCUCCCAAAAAGCCUGCUUUCCUCUGAUUGUCCAACUUCUGUAAGCCUCCUGAGGGGCAGCAGCCAGUAAAGCCUACAGUAGAGUGGCAUGUAUGCAGAUGACUUGACUGUUUACCCCUUAAAAGCACCCCAGGAGUAACCCAUGAAGAUGAGGUCACAUUUCAAAACUAACAAAAUGACUGGGUUUGCAUCAAAUGUUAGCGAGGGUGGUCUUUGCAUGUUCAGAUAUUCUUGGAAGAACCCGGAAGCUAUUUCAAUGAUUUUCAAUCCACGUCUUUAUCGAUUAAUACUGAGGUGCUAAAACUUGUCACUAAGGGUACCUUCGCUGCCAAAAAGCAGGUGUUUUAAGCGCAGUUACCUUCACAAAACUUUCUUCUUCUUCACAAAAUCGCUUUACCCGCCAUUAUGUCAUCCUGACCUUUGAAUCAACGCGUCUUCCUCUGUCGUAGGACCUCGUUCACUUUGAUUCACCUCAGCUUCUCACUGGGCGCCUCCCAGUCAAACCAUAACUCCACUGGACCAGUUUUCUCUUUAAUCUCUUAAAUCUGUUUUUAUUUUUAGCUGCAUUUAUUGUUGACGAGGGGAGGUCUUCUAGUUUAGAGCUGGAGAAUCAGGUGAAACCAGUGUGAGACUAGGUUUUUUCCUGGUUAUUUAAACUGAGUUUUUUAAAGUUUCUUUAGGUAUAAUUUCAGUCUUUUUUUCUUUUCCCAUUUGAUCUUAAAUUUUCCAAUGUUUACAUUUUGUUAUGCAUGUUCAGCAGAUCUUAUAUCCAGUGUUUUGCACACUACUCCAGCAUCAAGACUCAAACGGCACUGCUCAUUUCUGUAAAGUUCUUCAAAUUUAAGUGCCUGAUACUUUGGAUUGGAGUUGAUACUUGCAGGCGAAUGAGCUCAUUAGCCUUCACCACAUUGACUUGAACAACGGCUCCUGCAGUCGGAUGGCGUUUCUUUGACCUGUUGGGUGAAAUGAGGUAAAGCCGCGGUGUUGGAGGCAGGACGCUCGCUCAGCUCCGUCUGUUGGAGCAAACUGGACCUAACGAGGACACCGAGUAGCUGGAUGGACAUUCAUGAAGAAAAAUGAUCAAAUCUUUUUUAAAAGGUGCUGCACGCCACAUUUUAACAUCUGAAGUUGCUGCAUCAAUGUGACUGUUAAAAAGAGAGAAACCUUUCCUCUGGCUUCUAUAUCAGUGUCAAAAAAUUAGCUACAUGUCAGAUGCUCCUAAAGACGACUAUUUUAAUCAAUUCUGUAUUUUUGAAUAAACUAUUGAAUGUUUGGCCGAAUAAAAUGCCAAGUGUUUCAAAAAAAUAUUAGAAAUUUUUUAAACUGAGUUAGAAUUCAGCAGAUUUAAAAAACUGGGACGUUGUUGUUUCUACUUAUGUGAUUUUCUUUAUUUCCUGCUGCACAUCUCCUGCUCCAGGAGAAGAUCAAAGUUUCAAAUGUUGGACUCGGUCUACGUUCAAGUCCUCCUGGCUCUGUAUGACAUCACAGAGAGGGGAUUUCCCUUGUAUGGUCCUCUUUGGCAGAGAAAUUAAAUGUUUCCAGGUGUUAAAAAUGCUGCUUGUGGCACCUUUAAAAACUCUUGGAUGUUACACACUGACGAAUGUCUCACUCACAUCUGCCUGUGAUCUCAUUUUUAAAUUACCUGACACGUUUUUUUUUGUUUUUUUUUUCAUGAUUUUUGUCCCAUUUUGAUUUGUUUUUGUUUGUUUUUCCCAUGGAAACGAACCCUGGAUCAGCAGAAGCAUCUCGUGUUCUUUUCUCUACAAACUGAGUUGAACUUUUGGUCUCAGUCGACCGAAGAGAACGAACGCUUCCCCGAGAUGUUUGAUUCUAACAGCAGGAGUUUGUUUUUAAAGCCUCUCGAUUGAUUAUGUUAAACAGAACUUCCUUUUUGUUUUUGUUUCUGUAAACAGCUAGCAGUGUCAGGUACCAUUCCAUUUUAACACUGUAUAUUUAUAAUAAAAGUAAUCUGUUAAUAAUUCCUUUGUAAUGUUUCCUCCAGUAUUCACGAUGUUCCUUCACAUGAGGAUGGUGUUCAGACGGGAAAGUCUUGAUGUCACGAAAAUUUGUAUGAGAUGAUAUUCAAAAUAUUUGAGUGAGAAUUUGAAAAGAAAACAAGAAUUUUUUAUAGAAUUUUUAUGGCAGUAAAGUAGAUAUUUCAGAAUAAACUGUCUUUAUAGUGUUUUACAGGCAAAUUAAAAAGAAUGUAUGUAAAAGAUUGUCACAGUGGACGUUAACAUUUCAGCCACUGCUGUGUCGGUUUUAUGGAGCCAGAAGUGACCAUAUUUGGAAGAGAGGGUGGAGUCUUGUGUUAACAGCUAAUGCUAGCUGACUUUUUACACCAAACACACCAAACUAAGGUUUCGGUCACAGAGGCAUAGAGACGGUCAGUUACCAUCUGAUAGCCGCAGCUUCACGGUAUUUGCCCCGAAAGCCUUGUGAUUGCUUUGGUUGCUAGAAGAUUGGCCGUAGUUUGCAUGAAACAGGGAGAUUUCUUUGAAAACACUACCUGGUGAGCUGUGGAGAAAGUCGAACAAAAGUCAAUGCAAACCAGAACCGGAGACCUUUCACCUUCAAAGUAAAAGUUCUUUUACUGCUGCAAACAGUUUCAAAAGUAAGCUUCCAUAGCAGCCAGCGUUUCACCCAUGAGAGAAGACGAUGUUAUUAAUUAGAAAUAUAUGAAGUUGGAAUUAUUAUUAUUAUUAUUAUUGUGUCCUGCUUGUAAAGCUUCCAGGCUGCCUUUCCUCAUAGUAGCCAUCCCUCAAGACUUUCUCCAUUUGAAGCAACGCAGUAUCAGGGAUUGUAACAUCUAGUCCUUUCAUUAAAUCAGAAUUUUUAUUUUUUUAUUUUUUUUAAUCAAGCUUUCAAAAUACUUUGAGUUACAAGUUGUGUGGGUUAUUUUUAGAACAAAGUUUUCCUCUUAAAUGACGCUGGAAGUUGGAUUUGAAGAAUUUUGGAAAUUGUCUUUUAUGAAAACACAAAAUGUGAAUAAAGUAACAAAAGAGAACUUCUAUAAAAGUAGUAAUGUUACAGACAGCCGUUGUCCUGUCCUCCUCAGCAGUACAAAUAUUAAGUCAUUUUUUUUCCAUAAGCAAAAUAAGAAUUAACUGUUUAAAAUAAUCUUUUGAUUGUGACAUUAUUCUUAUUUUAUAUUAGGUGUAAACUUGAUUAUAAAAAGGUGUACGAUAUUUGCAGAUAAGCAAAUAUUUCCCCGUGUAUACUGUUAGCGUGAACCACUCUCAGCCAGGGGUUAGCAUUUACAGAUGGUUGCUAACUGGUCUCUAAAUCUGUAACUCUGGACAUUUUUUUGUCUGUUUGUUUUUUGUUUUGUU
Messenger RNA from Pelmatolapia mariae (spotted tilapia), 8929 nucleotides. RefSeq lists its product as uncharacterized. The coding region runs from base 79 to 2736 and encodes 885 amino acids. Gene Ontology annotation, biological process: regulation of transcription by RNA polymerase II. The transcript is spliced from 12 exons. Lineage: Eukaryota; Metazoa; Chordata; Actinopteri; Cichliformes; Cichlidae. Gene Ontology annotation, molecular function: transcription cis-regulatory region binding. Gene Ontology annotation, cellular component: nucleus. The record is from RefSeq and is a predicted model, not a curated record.